Messenger RNA from Puccinia triticina, 705 nucleotides. RefSeq lists its product as uncharacterized. The transcript is spliced from 7 exons. Gene Ontology annotation, molecular function: protein binding. The record is from RefSeq and is a predicted model, not a curated record. Bases 1 to 705 code for a protein of 234 amino acids. Gene Ontology annotation, biological process: cytoplasmic translation. NCBI's taxonomy places the organism in Eukaryota, Fungi, Basidiomycota, Pucciniomycetes, Pucciniales, Pucciniaceae.
AUGUCAGAGCACUAUCUCGAACAACGCAAAGAGGAAAUCGAAGUACUUCAAUCUAUCUUUGAGGACUUGACUUUCGAAUCCGAUGACGAGGUGAUCCUAAGAACUGGGCCUGAGGAACCCUCCCCCUCCAACCCCCUAACCGUCAACUUGAAGAUCAAAUACACAGAGAAGUACCCGGAUGAAUUACCAGAAAUCGAGAUCGAGCCCGUCGAAGGCGAACUAACCGAGCAGGAGCUAGAAUCCACGAUUGAAAAACUCAAGGAGACAGGUCGUGAAUCAAUCGGGAUGGCUAUGAUUUUCACUCUUUCGCUUGCUCUGCAACAAGAACUCGGUCAAAUUCUGUCUGCUCGCGCCGCUGAGGUAGUGCGUUUAGAGAAGGAGGAGAUCAAAAAAGCUGAAGAAGCAGAGGCUGCUCGCAAGAAAGGUACUCCGAUCACGAAAGAAACGUUUGCAGUGUGGAGGGCGAAAUUUCAUGAACAGAAUCAGCUCAAAAAAAUCAAAGAGGAGGAGGAAAGAUACAAGUCUCUGACGCCAAAAGAGCGGGAGGAGAGGAAGAAAUCUGGGAACAAGUUUACGGGACGACAACUCUUCGAAUCCAACCAAGCAUUGGUCACAUCGGACAACUCAUUAAUCGAAGCGGAUGCUGAAGAAUUGGAUUUAUCCCAAUUUCCCAAGCAGGAAGAUCCGUGUUCAGUAGAACCCUAA